UCAUAAAUGUCUGAAAUUAUUCUUUUGAAUAAAAAAUAUAAUUGAAAUGUAAUUAGAUAAAUAUAUUACACCGUUUGGUUCUAUGCAAGCAGUCAAUAAGAUAUUACUAAAACGAUCGCGGCCGUCAGUGUUCGUCUAGGUCCGACUGUGCACCGUUUACAAAACUAGGAAGUAAUGCAGAUGUACAUUUACUUGUUGGAUACAGGUGAUAAUAUCCCAUGAGCGACGAGUGCUCGAAGCCAAGCGUAGAAUUGUUGCUGAGCAGACAAAAUGACGCGCCCCGGUCCCCCGAGCGACAAUCUCCCGACAGUGAAGCUGGUAGUGGUGGGAGACGGUGGCGUGGGCAAGAGUGCCAUCACCAUCCAGUUCUUCCAGAAGCUGUUUGUGACGGACUAUGACCCAACCAUUGAAGACUCUUAUAUACAGCACACUGAAGUGGACGGACAGUGGUGCAUUUUGGACGUGCUGGACACGGCUGGACAGGAGGAGUUCAGCGCGAUGCGGGAGCAGUACAUGCGCAAGGGGGACGGCUUUCUGCUCGUGUACUCCGUGACAGAUGCGCAGAGCUACCAGAACAUCCGCCACUUCCACACGCAGAUUCUGCGCGUCAAGGACAGGGAGACGUACCCGAUGCUGGUGGCGGCCAACAAGGUGGACCUGGUGCACGCGCGCGCAGUCAGCGAGGAGGCGGGCCGCGAGCUGGCGCGUGCGCUCGCCGCUCCCUACAUCGAGACCAGCGCCAAGGAGCCGCCGCUCAACAUCGACGCCGCCUUCCACGAGCUGGUGCGCAUCAUCCGCAAGCACCCGCAGCAGGAGGAGAAGCAGCGACGUCGCCGGCGCGGGCUCGGCCGCUGCGCGCUGCUGUGAGCUCCCCACCGGCCGCAUCAUCAUCAUCUCACCUCACUGUACUCGGCUCAUUGAUACUUCUACUGAGGCGACGUAAGUUGUCAACAUCCGACCAUUUUAGUGACUAAGCGACUUAGACAAUACAAUAUUAUGGAGAUUCGUACAUGGCGGGGAACGCCGACGAUCUUAACAGAGGAUCGCUCACGACCCGUUUCCUGAAAAAUGCGCUGUAAUUUUGGAAAUGGCGCAACAAAUCUGUUUAGUUAAGUGAUAGUCGCUGAGCCGGUACUAACCGAUAACACAACUCGCGUCAACAACUCCACUUUGUGCAGUGGGAGCGCGCGCAGACAUGCUAUAUUACUUUCGAAGGUUUCCGUCGUUUUGUAAAAGAGGGAGACGAGAAACUCCCUGCACAAUAUUCACUAUCGGGACAAAUCAAUAUUCAAUGUUUGAGAUCGAUUCCAAAAUUAUUUUAAUUACAGUUUAUGUUUUGGUCAGAAAUUCCGCACAAAAUUAAUUUGUGGUGCAAUUUACACUUUACAUAAAAUGUAGAUAUAUUCUGUUGUAUGAUGUCAGUCGAGCUUGGCGAGAGACGAGAGAUGGCGCUUCUCAUAACUGUAUGAAAGUUACUGUGUUGUUGUUGAGCACAAAGUUUCAUUUGAAGACUGUUUAAGAACACAAAUAUUAUUGUAAUUUGCACUUUAUAUUUUUGUUAUUAUUUGUUUAUACAAUUAGUUGUAAUAUAAUUGUUUAUAUGUUAGUACAUAAUAUUGUAAAUUAACUGAAUACAUCAAAUUCAAAUCCCUGUCGAUGUUGGAAAUAUAAUAAGCUGUAAGCGAUACCAAAACAAUAAAUACCAAAGAUUACAAAAGAAAUUAAAUGUUUCAGAACGACAACGAUUAUAUUUUGUAGUUGAUAAGAAAAUGUAUGGAAUUGAAAUUAAAUAUAGGGAUAGUAGAUAUGUGGAGGCUCAUUUGAUGUAUAUAUUGGAUAAAUGCAUUUUAAUAUAAAAUUAUAUAACUGUCUGGACACAAUGCGUGAACACUUUCACAAAACGUAUUGUAAUGUUUAGUACAUGUAGUCGGCAAUGUUUAACUGUAUUUUGUAAUCCACAAAGUUCUGUUACGAUUAUUUAUUUAUAAAUUGUACAAGACAAUAUCGCAAAGUUGCUCGUUUAUUUGUAAGACUCCAUGUCGGUAUAUUUACUUGUAAUAUACAAAAUAUUAGUAUUGUCCAUACAUUAUGUAAACUUUUAAUAAAUAUAAUUUCUCCAACGAUAAGAUUCCAAUAACUGUAAGUGUCAUGCAAUCAUUGUUUUUUUCUCGCGGCAGUCUCCUGUCUGUGGCAAUACUUUCAUCUAACAAUUCCCACAAUUUGACUUUGCUAUAAUUCUAGGCAUUUUCUGUAGAAUAAACAAUGUAUUAAGAAGGUUUGUUACAGCGCCAUCUGUUAGUAAUUGCGGAUACUGUAUCGUUAGACUUUGCUUUGAAUUGUCAAACUGCUUGAAAGUACGGUUAAUAUUUCAAAAUGUACUUUCUAAUGGUUGAAAUUCCAGCUUUUUUCCAUUGGAAUAUUCUUAAUUUCUACAAACCAAAGAUGUAAGUUGAAGCCGUUUAGUCUAGUCCUACGUUACUACGCAGGCAGCAGACAGCAGGUAGCAGAGAGCGCACAGGCAGGAGCACGUCGCUCACUUCACUAGAUGUAAGCAUGAAGCAUGUUGGUGUAUAUUGUUGUUAAUGUAUGUUUGUAACACAAUUAAAAUAUGUGUCUAUUGCUUGUUUCAUUUCAUACAAUAAAUGUUGCCGAAACUCAGUCGUAAAUCUAUAAAAAAUAAUUUUAUAAAGGUAAAGUCGUAAAUAAAGCAAAGAUGAGGUGUUGCCGGGACGUGCCGCGCGACGCCGACACGCGCUUAGCCUCCAGCUUCCAGCCUCCGCCGCCACAGAUUAACCUAAUAAUAACAAACGUCCCUCCCCUCUAUUAUCCUCAUCUCCCGCACCUCUGUGUACUUUAUCAUCGUCAAUAAUAAAAAUCCUCCACAAUUUGUAUAAUAAUGUAAAAUUACAUAAAAUUAAUCUUUGUUCAUUGAA
Messenger RNA from Papilio xuthus (Asian swallowtail), 2933 nucleotides. RefSeq names its product ras-related protein M-Ras. Gene Ontology annotation, biological process: signal transduction. Lineage: Eukaryota; Metazoa; Arthropoda; Insecta; Lepidoptera; Papilionidae. Bases 271 to 867 code for a protein of 198 amino acids. The record is from RefSeq and is a predicted model, not a curated record. Gene Ontology annotation, cellular component: membrane. The transcript has 6 exons. Gene Ontology annotation, molecular function: GTPase activity; GTP binding.